Molecule: messenger RNA, 1651 nt
Organism: Nelumbo nucifera (sacred lotus)
Lineage: Eukaryota; Viridiplantae; Streptophyta; Magnoliopsida; Proteales; Nelumbonaceae
Biological process (GO): mRNA splicing, via spliceosome
Cellular component (GO): U2-type spliceosomal complex
Source: RefSeq, a predicted model, not a curated record
UGAGGUCGGUGUGGGGACUCCAAUGUCAAACCCAGUCCUGGAUGGUACCUCGGAACCGAAUCGAACCAACCCAUCCUCAUUUUAAGUAUACAAGAAACGAGGUCAGAUUCAGCGACCUCUCUCUCAGUCUCUCUAGCGAUGGCUCUGAAGUUUUUGAACAAGAAGGGAUGGCACACGGGGAGCCUCCGGAACAUAGAGAACGUCUGGAAGGCGGAGCAGAAGCACGAAGCUGAGCAGAAGAAGUUGGAGGAGCUCCGCAAGCAGAUCCAGGAAGAGAGAGAGCGCUCUGAGUUCCGCGUCCUGCAAGAACAGGCCGGCCUCGUCCCGAAGCAAGAGCGGUUGGAUUUUCUGUAUGAAUCGGGAUUGGCAGUGGGAAAGGGCAGUUCUGAUGGAUUCAAGGCGCUUGAAGUGUUUCCUAAAUCAGAAACUGAUGCAACUUCAUCCUCCUCCAAGCAACAGACAUGUGUCCCAGGAGCUCUUUUUGAGGAGAAGCCUCAAUCUGCGAAUGAUGCUUGGAGGAAACUUCACUCUGAUCCGUUGCUUCUAAUUCGGCAGCAAGAGCAAGAGGCCCUUGCUCGAAUUAAGAACAAUCCCAUCCAAAUGGCUAUGAUUCGCAAAUCUGUAGAAGAGGUAAAUAAAGAAAAUAAGAAACACAAAGAAGACAAGCAUACAAGAAAGAAGCACAAAAAGAAGCAUCACUUUGAGAAGUCAAAACAUGGGAAACACUCAUUGUCCAAUGACCAAUUGAGGUCGAAUGAAAAGGAAGAAAAAAUUGAGAGGAGUCGCAACAAAAGGCAUGAGAAAAACUCACCUGAUGGCUGGUCAGAUUCAGAAGCUGACACAAGGGAAGAAAGAGGAAAAAAGCGUCACCACAAGGAUUCAAAGCACAGGGACCAUUCAUCCAAAGGCCAGUCAGAUUCAGAAGGUUUCUCAAGUGAUGGAGAAGAAACAAGGAAGGGGGGUCAUUCCAAGUCAAAGCAUGGGAAGCAUCCACCUGAAGGAGGUUUGGUUUCUAAAGAUGCCAAGGAACAUACAAGGAACUGGCGAACAAGUAAUCAUGGUCGUCACAAUCCCAUCCAGCGGUCAGAUACCAAUUAUACCCGAAGUGAUGCAUCUAAAACUGAACCCUGGCAGGGUUCCUACAGGAAGAAUCGGCAGGCUGCACCAAAACUCUCAGAAGAAGAGAGAGCUCUGAGGUUACGGGAGAUGCAAAUGGACGCUGAGCUCUAUGAGGAGCAAAGAUGGAAGCGGCUGAAGAAGGCCUCAGAGGAUGAUGCACGUGAAGAAAGGCAGGCCGGUGCGUCUGGUGGCAGGUAUUUUUUAGAUGCUGCUCAAAAGGAUGUAUAUGGUGCUGACAAGGGAGGCAGCUUCACAAUUGAGGAGAGCGUUCGUCGACGAACAUAUUACCUGCAGAGGCAAUCGGAUGUAAGUGAAAGAAAUGCUUUCCGGCGUUAAGUGCACCUGGGAGUAAUGUAUUUUAUUCUUGUUGUGUGUGAUUUUUUUUCCCCUUACUGUCGUCCGCUAUAUGCGCUUCUCACUUGACAGACCUUAGUUGCAGUCCAGUUCUGUAUUAUAUUCAGAAUGAUCACUGAAAGCUUCAUAGUUCAUAACUUCAUAUAACCAAAUCUUCUGAAUAUUUUGACAAGACUAA